Apis florea (little honeybee) is the source of this 2384-nucleotide messenger RNA. RefSeq lists its product as uncharacterized. The record is from RefSeq and is a predicted model, not a curated record. Lineage: Eukaryota; Metazoa; Arthropoda; Insecta; Hymenoptera; Apidae.
GGCAAGUUGACCAACUCGCUAUCAAUACUUCUCAGUGAUCACUACGAUCCAGGAUGAUUGUCCUCGCGUGGUCUUUGUUCGUGCUGGUCUCGUUACUCGUCGCCACUAAUCAAGCCUUUCUUGCUGCUCCUGCACCAGUGAAAAUAAUGGUGAACCGUUACUUCGUCACGUGAUUUCGUUUAUCGAUACGAUCGAGAAAUUUUGGAUAUAUCGAUAAAGUGACUUUCGAAUAGUUUGACAAGAAAUCGAUGUAAGGAAACAGUCAACGUUCUCACAUGGUAUUUCCGGCUGUAUUUCCGUGUUGACGAGAAAUUGGCUCACAUGUUUUUAACCUCGCUCGUAACACAGAGAGGCGAAAACUUGUUUCAAUAGAAGUUUCUGGUAAACGGUGUGACUUUCUCGCGUGUUUGAUAAGACAGCGAGUGUAAACAGUGAUCGGCGAGACCCGGGUCUGUUCGGCUUUCACCCGAAGACCCACGCGGAUUCGUACGGUUUCGUGAAUGAAUCGCGACUACGAUUUCGUGAUGCGUGGUUCGACCGUGUGUUUCGGUGUGUCAUCGUUAAUCCUCUAUAAAUAGGAUUUCACCUACUUAUGAGAAAUAUAGUUCACGGAGCGUCGAGUUACGAUGUCACUGGCGUGCAGCGACGAUUGGAGAGCUACGAGGUGAUUCAUAAAGUUAAUAACAACCAACACCCAGUUGAUUCGACAAGCAAUAAUCAUGACGAUGAACAAACGGUUUAUGUGUUCGAAUUUGAAUCCGAGUCGAAUGAGAAAGAAGAAAGUCUGCAAGAAGGAAAGGAGACACCUUCUGGCGGAUUUAUUUAUGUUUCAGACGAGGAAGACGAUCAAAAUCCAUUGGAUCCCUGGUCGAUCGUUUGGUACAUCGGUUCGUUCGGCGGUCUGGUCGCCUUUUUCCUCAUCGUCAGUUGUUCAGAAUGGUGCUGUCGUCGUGGUGGAAGGUCGCUAUCGGUCCCUUAUUCUCAACGAAACGAGGUGAUCAACGGACCGGUAGUAACCGAAACACCACCCCCACCUUAUCAUUUGUUCGCGCCACCCUCGUACGAUUCUGUGAACUAUGGGGAGAUAACGGACAAGACUUCCGGGGAAAAGGUUGAUAUAUAUGUGAUAUCGGUGCCACUUCAUAGACCUGUGGUACAGGCACCAGCCUAAAAUUUCCUCGAAGAGACCCUCGAACGGAGGAUACCGGUCGAAUUGAAAUGGAAACGACACCGAUCGAGUCGACAUCCAUUGACAAUCGUUCGUUGGUCCAUCAGUGGACGCAAUAGUACGAGAACGAUAUAUAUAUGGUAUCGCUUUUGAAAGAAUUUAUUGAAGCUUUCUCGGUGAUAUAUGCAUCUUCCUUUAAACUGGGAGAAUUUUUGACAAUCGUUCGCCGAUCUGAUGAACAAUAAACGUUGAAAACGAGAUCGAGAAGAGACGAAGAACGAGCUUGAUAAAUUAUUCGUUUGAAUAUUGAGGAUACUUUUGAAUAUCGCCAACUUGGUACACAUAAGUAUCACGAUGUAUAUAUGUAUGUGUGAAUAAUAAAUUUGAAUAUUACGAAAUGAAUAUAGAGAAGAUUUUUGCUCGUCGUUGAAGGAACAAAUAAUCUUUCACGAAGAUUAUUAAUAAUAGGAUAAGGAAUUUGGAAAGGUUGGGAAGACAUUUAUGAAACGAAGAGACGCGAGAAGUUUCGAAUCUCUCGAAUGAUGAUUGAUGGACACCGAAAAUUCCGAACUGUUAAGAAGAUUUCGAAAUAUUGUUACCGAGUAUUUAAAGAGACUUUAUAUUUCUGUGUAAACAGUGAAUGAAGAAAAGAAGAAAGAAAGGCCGGUUGUAAAUAUUUUUAGAAUUUAAAAAUAUCAAAGGAGGAGGAAGAAACAAAAAAAUGGCAAUGAGAAAUUUCAUCGUAUACACUCCGACUAGAUCAAAUUAAUGAAGCAAUGUUCUCUGUGAUGAUGUUCAUAAAACGAAUUAAAAUUAGAAUGAAGUUAAGACGUGCUUUUUAAAAAAAAUGAAUCCGUUGCACGGAUAUUAAGCGAACAACUUUUUUUUCAUUUUUUUUUUUUUUAAGAAGCUGAAUAGAAAAUCAACGAAAUACAAACAUAAUGUAUAUUCGAGCUCAAUUUUAUUCGAUAAAUGAACAAAUGAUUUAGGAUCAGUCGCGAGUGUUUAAUUAAACGAAUUAUUUAUCCGAUCACUGCCUGAUUAGAUGAAUGAUUCGAAAUCAUUCUGAUCCUUUAUUAACAUUUGUUAGUUGCUAGUUUUUGAGUUCACGACAUGUCAUACCAAGUCUUGUGACUUGUCGUAGCAAGUUGAGAGAACAAAAAAACUGCCAUAUUUUCGUAUACCAUUAAUUUUUAAGAUCAGUCUUACGCUAUUU